This is a messenger RNA of Fusarium coffeatum, 1980 nucleotides long. RefSeq lists its product as uncharacterized. Bases 1 to 1980 code for a protein of 659 amino acids. The transcript is spliced from 2 exons. The record is from RefSeq and is a predicted model, not a curated record. Gene Ontology annotation, biological process: L-arabinose metabolic process. Gene Ontology annotation, molecular function: alpha-L-arabinofuranosidase activity. NCBI's taxonomy places the organism in Eukaryota, Fungi, Ascomycota, Sordariomycetes, Hypocreales, Nectriaceae.
AUGGUUCGCUUCAGUUCACUCCUGGCGGCUGCGGCAUGCUUUGUUGCUGCCGAGUCUGUCAACAUCGAGGUAGCAUCCAAGGGCGGAAAUGCUACUAGCGGUCAUCAAUAUGGUUUCCUCCACGAGGACAUCAACAACUCUGGUGAUGGUGGCAUCUACGCCGAACUCAUCCGCAACCGCGCCUUCCAAUACAGCAAGAAAUUCCCCGUCUCGCUCUCCGGCUGGCGUCCCAUCAACGGCGCAAACCUAACCCUCAACCGCGCCGGCGAACCUCUCUCCGAAGCACUCCCCGUGUCUAUGCGCGUCAAGCCUACCAAGAACGCCAAGGAGAUUGGUUUCCUCAACGAAGGCUACUGGGGCAUGGAUGUCAAGAAGCACAAGUACACCGGUAGCUUCUGGGUCAAGGGUUCCUACAAGGGCCACUUCACCGCAUCUCUGCGCUCAAACUUGACUGAUGAUGUCUUUGGUAGCGUCAAGGUCAAGUCAAAGGCUAAGAAGGACAAGUGGGUUGAGCAUGAGUUUAAGCUUACCCCCAAGAUGGAUGCUCCUAACAGCAAUAACACUUUUGCUAUUACUUAUGAUCCCAAGGGUGCUGAUGGAGUGCUCGACUUUAACCUUAUUAGUCUGUUUCCUCCUACUUACAAGGGUCGCAAGAACGGUCUGCGCAUUGAUCUUGCUGAGGCUCUCGAGGGUCUUCACCCUAGUCUUCUUCGCUUCCCUGGUGGUAACAUGCUUGAGGGUAACACCAACAAGACCUACUGGGACUGGAAGGAUACUCUCGGACCUCUUCGCAACCGUCCCGGUUUUGAGGGUGUCUGGAGCUACCAGCAGACCCACGGUCUUGGAAUUCUCGAGUAUCUCCAGUGGGCUGAGGACAUGAACCUCGAGAUCAUCGUUGGUGUUUACGCCGGUCUUGCUCUCGAUGGUGGUGUUACUCCCAAGGAUCAACUGCAGCCUCUCAUCGAUGAUGCUCUCGAUGAGAUUGAGUUUAUUCGCGGUCCUGUUACGAGCAAGUGGGGUAAGAAGCGUGCUGAGCUUGGUCACCCUAAGCCCUUCAAGCUUUCUUACGUUGAGAUCGGUAAUGAGGACUGGCUUGCUGGUUAUCCUACCGGCUGGAACAGCUACAAGGAGUACAGAUUCCCCAUGUUCCUUGAGGCUAUCAACAAGGCCCACCCUGACUUGACCGUUAUUUCCUCCGGUGCUUCUAUCGACCCUGUCGGUAACAAGGAUGCUGGCUUCGAUAUCCCUGCCCCCGGAAUCGGUGACUACCACCCUUACCGUGAGCCUGAUGUUCUCGUCGAGGAAUUCGAUCUCUUCGAUAACAACAAGUACGGCCACAUCAUCGGAGAAGUCGCAUCUACCCACCCCAACGGCGGCACCAAGUGGGAAGGCAAGCUCAUGCCCUACCCCUGGUGGAUCUCCGGUGUCGGUGAGGCCGUCGCUCUGGUCUCCUACGAGCGCAACGCCGACCGUAUUCCCGGAACAUUCUACGCUCCCAUCCUCAAGAACGAGAACCGCUGGCAAUGGGCCAUCACCAUGGUCCAAUUCGCCGCUGACGCCGCCAUGACCACCCGCUCUACAAGCUGGUACGUCUGGGAGCUCUUCGCCGGCCACCCCAUGACCCACACCCUCCCCGUCAAGGGUGAUCUCGACCCUCUGUUCUACGUCGCUGGUAAGAACGAGGACAAGGGCACUCUUAUCUGGAAGGGUGCUGCUUACAACACCACCAAGCACGCUGACGUUCCUGUUUCCGUGGCCUUUGAGGGUGUCAAGGCUGGUACACAGGCUGAGCUUACUCUUUUGACCAACAAGGAGAAGGAUCUUUUUGCGUUCAACGAUCCUCACAAGGGAAACAAUGUUGUUAAGAGUACCAAGAGUGUUAUCAAGGCUGAUAAGAAGGGUGCUUUCAAGUUUACUAUGCCUGAGCUUAGUGUUGCUGUUCUUGAGACUACCAAGAAGAGAAAGGCUUUCAUGGGUUAA